GGGCGGCAGACGCCGCCGCGACCUGCUCCUCUCAGCCCAGCUCAGCUCAGCCGCGCUCUCCCCGCCUCUCGCCCCGCUGCCAUGGGGUAGGGGGGCGGCGGUGGCGCGGGGGCACGCCGUCAGGCUGCGGCCGCCGGCGGAGCGCGGAGCGGCGCCCCGCGGUAGCGGGGGGCGAGAAGGGCAGCCGCGGCGGGGCUGGCGCGGGAGGCCGGGCACGGGGGGCUGCCCCGGUGCGAGCGCGGCGGCGGCGGCAGGCGGAGAGAUGAUCGCGGAGUUGUUGAGCAGCGCCCUGGGGCUCGCCCUGUACCUCAACACCCUGGGCGCCGACUUCUGCUACGACGACAGUCGAGCUAUCAAGACAAACCAGGACCUUCUGCCUGAGACGCCAUGGACCCAUAUCUUCUACAAUGACUUUUGGGGGACACUGCUCACUCACAGUGGGAGCCACAAGUCAUACAGACCUCUCUGCACACUCUCCUUCCGCAUUAAUCAUGCUGUUGGAGGGAUGGAUCCGUGGGGCUACCAUCUUGUAAAUGUCCUGUUACAUGCUGCAGUCACAGGCCUUUUCACAAACUUCUCCAGGAUCCUCUUUGGGGAUGGAUACUGGACCUUGAUAGCAGGCCUGCUGUUUGCAUCUCAUCCAAUCCACACGGAAGCUGUAGCGGGGAUUGUCGGGAGGGCAGACAUUGGAGCCUGCCUCUUCUUUCUGCUUUCCCUGAUGUGCUACGUGAAGCACUGCUCUACCAGAGGUUCCUCGCCAAUUACUUGGGGCUGGAUCUUGGGAGCGGGACUGUGUGCAGGAUGCAGCAUGCUGUGGAAGGAGCAAGGAGUGACUGUUCUGGCUAUUUCAGCAGUGUAUGAUAUCUUUGUAUUUCAUCGACUGAAAAUGCAUCAGAUCAUUCCUGCUUUAUACAAGAGAAAGAAUUUGACCCUCUUCUUCAGCAUUGGUUUAUUGAUCUCCUGGGGGACUGCACUGCUGGGUGUCCGCUUAUACUGGAUGGGCAACAGGCCCCCAAGUUUUUCCAAUUCUGACAAUCCAGCAGCUGACUCGGACAGUUUUCUCACACGUACGCUGACCUUCUUCUACCUGCCAACCAAGAACCUCUGGCUUUUGUUGUGCCCAGAUACCCUCAGCUUUGACUGGUCUAUGGAUGCUGUGCCUCUUCUGAAAACAGUCAGUGAUUGGAGGAAUCUACACACUGUGGCCUUCUAUACUGGACUUCUCCUCCUUGCCUACGUUAGCUUGAAGGGCCCCAGCAAUGAGAGAGAAUGCAAUGGGAAAACUGUAAUGAACGGCAAGCAGAAUGCUAAUGGGCAUAGCUGCCACUCAGAGAUGGACUACAAGAUGCUGGAGGUGAAGUCAAGCUUUGCAUCAAAAGAAGAGAAUGGCAUAAAAAAGCAUGAAAUGCAGAAACUGCAGCUUCCUUCAACUGAGAACAUUGUCAUUCUGUCUCUGUCUUUGUUAAUAGUGCCCUUUGUUCCUGCCACAAACCUAUUUUUCUAUGUUGGCUUUGUAAUAGCAGAGCGUGUGCUGUAUGUUCCUAGUAUGGGCUUCUGCCUACUGGUUACAGUAGGUGUCAGGGCCCUUUAUGUCAAAGUCCAAAAGCGGUUUCUGAAGAACUUGGUUUUGUGUUCCACUGCUGCAGUAAUUGUUUUCUAUGGACUGAAGACUGUUGUCAGGAAUGGGGACUGGCAAAAUGAGGAGAUGCUGUAUAGGUCAGGAAUACAAGUAAACCCUGCUAAAGCAUGGGGUAACCUUGGAAAUGUUCUCAAGAGCCAGAGCAAGAUUUCUGAAGCUGAAAGCGCCUAUAGAAAUGCCUUGUACUACCGCAGCAACAUGGCUGAUAUGCUUUAUAAUUUAGGAUUACUACUUCAGGAAAACAGCAGGUUUUCAGAGGCAUUGCAUUACUAUAAACUGGCAAUUGGUAGCAGACCCACACUAGCUUCUGCCUAUUUAAAUACUGGUAUCAUCCUGAUGAACCAAGGGAAGACAGAAGAAGCCAGGAGGACUUUCCUGAAGUGUUCAGAGAUCCCUGAUGAAAAUUUGAAAGAUCCUCAUGCUCAUAAAAGCUCUGUUACUAGCUGUCUUUAUAACUUAGGAAAACUUUUUCAUGAACAAGGACACUAUGAGGAAGCCCUUACAGUUUACAAAGAAGCAAUACAGAAAAUGCCAAGGCAGUUUGCACCACAGAGUUUGUACAACAUGAUGGGAGAAGCCUAUAUGAGAAUGAGUCGGCUGCCAGAAGCAGAGCGCUGGUAUGUGGAGUCACUGCGAUCCAAGAGCGACCACAUCCCAGCCCAUCUCACCUACGGAAAACUGCUGGCUCUGACGGGACGCAAAAGUGAGGCAGAAAAGUACUUUGUGAAGGCCAUUCAGCUGGAUCCUACCAAAGGAAACUGCUACAUGCAUUACGGUCAGUUCCUCCUAGAAGAAUCCCGCCUGAUAGAAGCAGCUGAGAUGGCAAAAAAAGCAGCUGAACUUGAUAAUACAGAAUUUGAUGUUGUUUUCAAUGCAGCCCAUAUGCUCAGACAGGCCAGUCUCAAUGAAGAAGCCGAGAAGUAUUAUGAAAUGGCAGCAGGAUUAAGACCUAAUUAUCCAGCUGCCUUAAUGAAUCUUGGAGCCAUUCUCCAUCUGAAUGGUAAACUGAAAGAGGCCGAAAAAAACUACCUCCUUGCUCUUCAACUUAAACCUGAUGAUGUCAUCACUCAGUCCAAUCUUCGCAAAUUGUGGAAUAUCAUGGAGAAACAAGGUUUGAAGACAUCCAAAACAUGAUAAUGAAAACCUUGAACUUUUUUUUCUUAAACUGAUUCAAACCACGAACUAAAACUUCUACACAGCUGUCCAAUCAGAGAACACAUUGGACUUGACUGCAAGGUCAGAGGUCUUAAUUGCUGCUAGGAGAAGCUGUUCUGCUUUUUUGGCAUAAGUUUUUUGCUAGAUAAAUGGAAAAAGGGAGAUUUAGAGAUAUUCAUGAAGGACUUGUUACCCCACAAAAAUAUUUAGAACCAUAGCACUUCAGAGAGGGGUGUUUUUGGAAUAUUUGAUAAAUCAUUGCAAAUCCCAUAUUGCUCACUUUGGGGUGGGUACUUGAAAUGUAUACUGUCAUAGAAAUACUAAGGGAAUAUUGUACAGUAUACACUAAGCCAUAUGGCACUAAAAGUGGUAAUAGUAGGUUAAAAUAUUUUGCUGAUACUGUAACUCAUUAAAAUGUAUACUAAAUCCAGUGUGUUUGCAGUUUGUCUUAAUGCUGCUGUAUCUCAUUUUAGGACCAUUUACUUAGCAAUUUCACAGCGUAUAUGGACUAUUUACAUUUUUUUUUUCCCCAAACCUGUCACUUGUGACUAGAUUACAGCAUUCAAAUUUGUUUACUGAGAAUAUGCAUAUUUUUUCAGCUUGUUAAGUUUUAAUGCAGUUUUCCUGAGAUACACAGUCAAAUAGCAGUGGGCUAGACAGAAUGAGCAAGGAAUGGCCCAUAUUCUACAUGAGAUGUGUAUGUAGGGUGGAAAAAGAAAAAUAAGUCCAGAGGUGUGAUUUAGCAAUACAAGCAAGACUGACAAUUGCCUUGGUAUCAAAUGAGUGUGAUCAGACAUUCCCCUUAAGAAAAAAAAUACUAGUAUAAUUGAACAAUGUGUUUGACUCUCUUUACAUUAGUAUCAGGUAAGAUCAAUUUUAAACUGGUCUCUGCUUACAAUAUUUUUUCAAGAACUCAGCCAACUGAGGUUUGAAAAUAUUAGUGCUUGGAUAUGCUACAAAUGAGACUUCAUGAGCAACUUGGAGAAAAGGGAAUUUUAUACAUUGAUGAGAGUAGCAAAUAACCGAAGGGUGUGGAUUAGGUCAUGCUGAAAGCAGUGUAGAUAAAGAGAAAUCUGUAAAGGUGGUUACCAGUUAGUUUUCACAGUGGUGUUGUUUUAAAAAUUAUUAUCUAUUGAGAUUCUAACCAAAUAUUAGCAUUUUGUUUGUAUUCUGACAUGCUUGCUAGCAGCAGAGCUGUCAAAUAUCUAAAUAUGUUUUUGGUGAGGUUCAGUUUAUUUCACUUUCAAAUGAUUUGGCCUAGCUGCUGUUUUAGCCUUCCGUUCUUAAAUGUAAAAAUAAUUUAUUUUAAAUUGCAGUGUAUUGAAACUUUAGACAGUUUUUUUCCAGGCCAUUUGUUAAGUGCUUGCUUUCUUUGGAAUAAGUAUUAUUGCUUGUAAGAAAAUUUACUAUUUCGUUUAAUGACCUGUGGGGUAUCUGCUUCAGUGUUCUUUUCAUAAUGGUAGAUAUAAUGUAAAAUGGUAGAGCACCUUGAAUUAAAGCUUCUUCAGGAUCUUCUGUUAAAAACUCUUUAUUACUGGGAAAGGGUUUUUUGUUUAGUUUUGAUUUGGUUUGUUGUUAGGGUUUUUUUUGUUGUUUUGGUUUUUUUCUUUUUAAUUGUUGAGCACCAUUCCAAGAAAACUGUAGCGAAUAAUACUUUGCUGUAUUUAUUUAUUUAUUACUUGACUGCAGCAAUGUUACCUGCCAUUAACACACAGUCUUUAAGAGUUGCUUUAUCUUUUAUUUGGUUUUCCCUGCAUAUUUUGUGGCUAGUGUGUGUACCUAAUGGGAAAGGGGGCAUUUGAGUUAUACUCUACCUCCUUGGUCAUUCUUCCCUUACAGUUAGGUUUUAAAUCUGUCUUGAAAUAGAUAGGGAAGUAGCUGUUUCAAAGUCAGUAGAGUAAAAAAUUGUAGUUGUGUGCAUUUCCUUUUCUUUCCUCUUGCUCUCUAAAAUACCUUAACUUGCUAAGUUUACAAGUGGCCUACCAGAAGGGCCGGAGGGGCAAGAUGGUUUGGUUUUGUGGAGUGUGUCAAAUUUUUUCUCAAAUAAUGUUAUGGCUGGAAAAGCAAAAUUGAAGGCUGAAAAGCUGAAUUUCUACUUUACUAUUGAAACCAGUGUUAGAAUACAGUGGUAGCUUGAACUUAUUCUCCUGCUUUACUGACUUUCUGGAAAAACUAUAGAAAUAAAGUAGUUAGUAACUGUAACUGAACUCAGUAUAAAACUGUGGUAUCCUGCAGCUUUAUUUGCUCAACGGCCAUCAAACUUUGAUGGCUUCUUGGUCUGAACGAUUCACUAUGUUAUUUGUCUCCUUCUACAUGUACUUAUUCUUGUUUAAUAAUUUUUAUUCAUUGCACAAAUGGGGGGAGGGGGAGCACUCUUGUGAUGCAACAUCAUGCUCCCGAUGAUAACUGUUUAUGUUUGUUUCUUUAAAAAAAAGAGGUAAAAGAAAGAAAAAAGGACUAGCAUAAAUUUAACAAGAAUGUCCCUGAAUACAUUUUUUUAAUAUAAGUCUGCGCUUAAUAACUUUCUUCUUUUGGGAUAAAUUUCAAACAUGUUUAAAAUAUGUCUCUCUGCUCAGGGAUUUAUGGUGGAUUAUUGCAGACAGUGCUAAAAAAAAAUAAAGAGCACAAGACAAGUUUACUAAAUUAAAAUUUUAUUUUUUGAAAAACUGUUAUUUGUAUAAAUUAUCAGAUUUGUAGGCUUUCCUUUUUGUAGAAAUAAUUGUUUAUGUGCCCAAUAAGAGAAUUUCAAUUUUGUUUUCAAUAAUAAAGCAUUGAUAACUAAUA
Apus apus (common swift) is the source of this 5578-nucleotide messenger RNA. RefSeq names its product transmembrane O-mannosyltransferase targeting cadherins 2 (gene TMTC2). Gene Ontology annotation, molecular function: protein binding; mannosyltransferase activity. The coding region runs from base 263 to 2773 and encodes 836 amino acids. The transcript is spliced from 12 exons. Gene Ontology annotation, cellular component: endoplasmic reticulum membrane. The record is from RefSeq and is a predicted model, not a curated record. Gene Ontology annotation, biological process: protein O-linked glycosylation via mannose. Lineage: Eukaryota; Metazoa; Chordata; Aves; Apodiformes; Apodidae.